Bombina bombina (fire-bellied toad) is the source of this 2788-nucleotide messenger RNA. It is a transcript of the gene OGT, whose product is annotated as O-linked N-acetylglucosamine (GlcNAc) transferase. Bases 269 to 2773 code for a protein of 834 amino acids. Gene Ontology annotation, biological process: protein O-linked glycosylation. Gene Ontology annotation, molecular function: protein binding; protein N-acetylglucosaminyltransferase activity. The transcript is spliced from 18 exons. The record is from RefSeq and is a predicted model, not a curated record. NCBI's taxonomy places the organism in Eukaryota, Metazoa, Chordata, Amphibia, Anura, Bombinatoridae.
UUUGCGGUUUUUGUUUCAGAUAAGGCAGGUCAUUUUAUAGAUAUCAGUUUGCUUACUGGUGGGACUGGAAAUCGUCGUACCAGUAUUCGAUUGCAUUUGUAUUGGCUUUUGUCUGGUUGGUUCAAAAGAAAAUUAUAUCUUAACGGAGUUAGGUUUAGCGCACUAUUUUGUCAAGAAAUAGUCCCGGUGUCUUUGCCCGGCGCCAUUUCGCAAUUAGGUGGUAAGAAGCUCGAAGAAGGACAGUGCCGACUUUUUUUUUCAAAUCGACAUGGCGUCAUCUGUGGGCAACGUGGCAGACAGUACAGAACCAACGAAACGUAUGCUUUCCUUCCAAGGGCUUGCGGAGUUGGCUCACCGUGAAUACCAGGCUGGGGAUUUUGAAGCAGCUGAAAGACAUUGCAUGCAGCUUUGGAGACAAGAACCUGAUAACACUGGUGUUCUUCUGUUGCUAUCAUCUAUUCACUUCCAGUGUCGCAGACUUGACAGGUCUGCCCAUUUCAGUACUUUGGCAAUAAAGCAGAAUCCACUGCUUGCAGAAGCUUAUUCUAACUUGGGGAAUGUUUAUAAAGAACGCGGACAACUUCAGGAGGCAAUUGAACAUUAUCGACAUGCUUUGCGGCUAAAACCAGAUUUCAUUGAUGGUUAUAUCAAUCUGGCUGCAGCUUUGGUUGCAGCUGGGGAUAUGGAGGGGGCAGUACAGGCCUACGUCUCUGCCCUUCAGUACAAUCCUGAUUUGUACUGUGUUCGCAGUGACCUGGGUAACCUGCUCAAAGCCCUAGGUCGCUUAGAAGAAGCAAAGGCAUGUUAUCUAAAAGCAAUUGAGACACAACCCAACUUUGCAGUUGCUUGGAGUAAUCUUGGCUGCGUUUUUAAUGCUCAAGGAGAGAUCUGGCUAGCGAUUCAUCAUUUUGAAAAGGCUGUAACUCUCGAUCCCAAUUUUUUGGAUGCUUACAUUAAUUUGGGCAAUGUACUUAAAGAGGCUCGAAUAUUUGACAGAGCUGUAGCAGCAUAUUUGCGUGCUCUUAGCCUUAGUCCAAAUCAUGCUGUGGUGCAUGGUAAUCUGGCCUGUGUAUAUUAUGAACAGGGACUCAUUGACCUUGCAAUUGAUACUUAUCGAAGGGCCAUUGAACUGCAACCACACUUUCCUGAUGCCUACUGUAAUCUUGCCAAUGCCCUUAAAGAGAAAGGCAGUGUGGUUGAUGCAGAAGAAUGUUAUAAUACAGCUCUUCGACUGUGCCCUACCCAUGCAGAUUCUCUCAAUAAUCUAGCAAAUAUCAAGCGAGAACAAGGAAACAUUGAAGAAGCAGUGCGUUUGUAUCGGAAAGCUCUUGAGGUGUUCCCAGAGUUUGCUGCUGCUCAUUCUAAUCUUGCUAGUGUCCUGCAGCAACAGGGCAAGCUUCAAGAGGCCCUGAUGCAUUACAAGGAAGCUAUUCGAAUAAGCCCUACUUUUGCUGAUGCCUAUUCUAACAUGGGCAAUACACUAAAGGAGAUGCAGGAUGUCCAAGGUGCACUACAAUGUUACACAAGAGCAAUUCAGAUCAAUCCAGCUUUUGCUGAUGCACACAGUAACCUUGCUUCAAUUCACAAAGAUUCUGGUAAUAUCCCAGAGGCCAUUGCUUCCUACCGAACUGCUUUGAAACUGAAACCGGAUUUCCCUGAUGCUUACUGCAAUCUGGCCCACUGUCUUCAGAUUGUUUGUGACUGGACAGACUAUGAUGAGAGGAUGAAGAAAUUAGUCAGCAUUGUUGCAGAUCAGCUGGAAAAGAACAGAUUGCCAUCUGUGCAUCCUCACCAUAGUAUGCUGUAUCCACUUUCUCAUGCAUUUAGAAAAGCCAUUGCAGAAAGACAUGGAAACUUGUGCUUAGAUAAGAUCAAUGUCCUCCACAAGCCUCCAUAUGAACAUCCAAAGGACCUGAAAGCCAGUGAAGGUAGAUUAAGAGUGGGAUAUGUAAGCUCAGACUUUGGAAAUCACCCAACUUCACACCUCAUGCAGUCCAUACCCGGCAUGCAUAAUCCUGAUAAAUUUGAGGUUUUCUGCUAUGCUCUGAGUCCUGAUGAUGGUACAAACUUUCGUGUAAAGGUUAUGGCAGAAGCAAAUCAUUUUGUUGACUUGUCCCAAAUACCUUGCAAUGGAAAAGCAGCUGAUCGAAUCCAUCAGGAUGGAAUCCACAUUCUUGUUAAUAUGAAUGGCUAUACCAAGGGGGCUCGCAAUGAAUUGUUUGCUCUCAGGGCAGCUCCUAUUCAGGCUAUGUGGCUGGGAUAUCCUGGAACAAGUGGUGCUCCAUUCAUGGAUUACAUAAUAAGUGACAAAGAAACAUCUCCUAUUGAGGUUGCUGAACAAUAUUCUGAAAAACUGGCUUACAUGCCCAACACUUUCUUUAUUGGUGACCAUGCCAACAUGUUUCCCCAUUUAAAGAAAAAAGCAGUGAUAGACUUCAAAUCCAAUGGCCAUAUUUAUGACAACAGGAUAGUUCUUAAUGGAAUUGAUCUAAAAGCUUUUCUGGAAACUUUGCCAGAUGUGAAAAUUGUGAAGAUGAAGGGUCCAGACAGUGGAGAGAAUGUUGACACCAAUUCUCCAUUAAACAUGCCUGUUAUUCCUAUGAAUACCAUAGCAGAAGCAAUUAUUGAAAUGAUAAACAGAGGACAAAUUCAAAUAACAAUCAAUGGCUUUAACAUCAGCAAUGGACUUGCAACUACACAGGUAACAGUUAAAUUCAUUGCCAAUAUUUACCAUAAUGCUGAUAUUUUCAUGUUUUUAGUACCCUCAAGAUGAAAGUCUUUGCUUUUU